GCGCGCUCCGGGCGCCCCUCACCGGCCUCGGUGGCCUCCCGGCGCCGCAGCAUGGCCGGGGCCGGGCCGGGGCCGCCGGUGAAGGUGCUGGCCGCCCAGCUGCGAGGGGCGGCGCGGGGCACCGGCGGGACGUGGCAGUUGGGCCGGGCGGAGGCGGGCCGGGCGCCGCUGCGCCUGCGGGCCGUGUGGAUGCAGGGCACCGUGCUGGAGGUGGACCGCGGCGGCGGCUCGGCCCGGCUGCAGGACGAUAGUGGCCCCUUCACCGUGCAGGGGGUGGAGAGCGUGCCCAAGGGGCGGCCCUGCCUCAGCGCAGGGAAGUAUGUAAUGGUGAUGGGUGUGGUGCGGUCCUGCAGUCCUGAGCCUGUUCUUCGAGCAAUAAAGAUGACAGACCUUUCUGAAAACCCUGUGCAUAAGAAUAUGUGGAGCCUUGAAGUGGAGGAUUUGCACAGAGUCAUCCCCUAGAUACUCUUUCUUCUGCCUAAAAUAACUGGAAAUGUACUUUUUCUUUUUUUUGGUGCAGAACAUGGGGCCAUUCUGUGUAUUUGUGGUUUCAAACAACCACCAGUUACUUUUGGAGUAACUCGAAGUGAGAAGUCAGGCUCAGUUGGGUGGAAGGAUCAGUGUAUAUCUGAUAAUAAUCACAGUGUUCAUCUCUUUCACAGUCUCUUUUUAUACCAACAGAUUUGAGAAACACGUGAUGCUUUCUGAGUAACAUAUCAUUGUUGUUAAGAAUACUGCAUGCAUCUACAUACGUUAGUUGCUGUUUCUAGGAAUGUGUGUUUAGCUAGUCAUUCCUCAGCACUGUAUUGUUGGCAGCAAGGGCUGCACAGAACUCAGUGUUACCAGGGUGAACUUGGUAUGUGCGAUGAAGGCAAAAUGUGUUUCAGUCCAUUUAGACUGUGGUUGGAAAUAACCUCUUCGCCUCUGUCUUCUCUUUAAGUAAUAACCAUGUCAGUAAAGUCUACUUGUUAGACAGAUGUGUCUUUCUACCUGUAA
This is a messenger RNA of Tyto alba (common barn owl), 996 nucleotides long. RefSeq names its product RecQ mediated genome instability 2 (gene RMI2). The coding region runs from base 52 to 462 and encodes 136 amino acids. Gene Ontology annotation, cellular component: nuclear speck; cytosol. Gene Ontology annotation, biological process: DNA repair; negative regulation of double-strand break repair via homologous recombination; maintenance of rDNA. The record is from RefSeq and is a predicted model, not a curated record. Lineage: Eukaryota; Metazoa; Chordata; Aves; Strigiformes; Tytonidae. The transcript is spliced from 2 exons.